CUUUCAGCAACUCUUUUGUGUGCAUUCUCUUCAACCCAUCCGCAUCAACGCACACACCAUGUCCCUCCCGUCACCAGCACCUUCCCCGUACCCCGGCGCGCAGGCCAACGGGACCGGCAACACCGCGGCCCAGCAACCAACCGACCAGGCGCGCCUCCGCGCCGAGAUCGAGAGCCAGCUCCUCCGCCUCAGCCAGGACCUGUACGAGAUGGAAGUUUGCGCUGGCGAUGUCAGCCAGAACAUGGAGAACGCCGUGCCGGAAUUAUUGGAAAAAGUCAACAAGGGGUUCAUCAACCUCCAGUCUAUGAGCGCGCAGCUCACGGACUCGGUCCCACGGACCAUUGUCGACCACGUCGAUCGGUACAAGAACCCGCACCAGUACACCAAGACGGCGCUGAGUCGCGCGACCGGCGAGAACCAGUACGCGCUGGGUCGAGUUCUUGGCUUGGAGUCAUUCCGCCGCCAGCUGUCCGACGCCGUCACCGACGCGUUCCCCGGCAUUCCUCUGCCCGAACGGCGGCACCAGCCGCUCCCGUCGUCCGACCUCGCCAACGGCGACGACAGCUUUGACCAGAAGCCGCACGCGUCGAACGGCAACGGCGACGUGGUGAUGAACGAGCUCGAGGAGAAGAUGGUCGAGGACGAGCACAACCACAUUGUGCCGCAUGCUGGGCCCGAGCCGACGGGCGCAGAGCCCCGCGACGGCAUGGACGGCAUCGGGUACUAGGCGAGACCAUGUGGCGCAGAGUACUGCGUUGAUUCGGCCCGACCUGACUCUUGACCGGCUGGUACCCCCAAGCAUCCACCACUACCAUUCCCAGCACAAAUGAUACCCCCAGUGUGCGACCAUGUGCACUUUGUACCACCAUGCAAGCGU
This is a messenger RNA of Vanrija pseudolonga, 877 nucleotides long. RefSeq names its product Mediator of RNA polymerase II transcription subunit 10 (gene NUT2). The record is from RefSeq and is a predicted model, not a curated record. Bases 59 to 727 code for a protein of 222 amino acids. NCBI's taxonomy places the organism in Eukaryota, Fungi, Basidiomycota, Tremellomycetes, Trichosporonales, Trichosporonaceae. Gene Ontology annotation, biological process: regulation of transcription by RNA polymerase II. Gene Ontology annotation, molecular function: transcription coregulator activity. Gene Ontology annotation, cellular component: mediator complex. The transcript is spliced from 4 exons.